Messenger RNA from Stegostoma tigrinum, 8435 nucleotides. RefSeq names its product PH_BCR_vertebrate and RhoGAP_Bcr domain-containing protein. Gene Ontology annotation, biological process: protein phosphorylation; intracellular signal transduction; positive regulation of GTPase activity. Lineage: Eukaryota; Metazoa; Chordata; Chondrichthyes; Orectolobiformes; Stegostomatidae. The record is from RefSeq and is a predicted model, not a curated record. Bases 178 to 4143 code for a protein of 1321 amino acids. Gene Ontology annotation, cellular component: membrane. Gene Ontology annotation, molecular function: protein serine/threonine kinase activity; guanyl-nucleotide exchange factor activity; GTPase activator activity. The transcript has 23 exons.
UGGGCGUGAGGUGCGGCGCGAGCGACCGCGAACCGUCGUUAGCAACGGUGACCGGUAGCGCGCGCUAGCCAGAGGUGGAGUGGGCUGGGGUGGGAGGCAGUCUGCUUGGUUUUGGCUGUCAUUGUUUCCGGCGUGGAUGAGCUGCCUUUGCUGUUGUUGUUUGUCCGAUCCCUUGCGAUGAAAAUGGUGGAGCCGGUGGGAUUCGUGGAAGCCUGGAAGGCUCAGUUCCCCGACUCUGAGCCGCCCAAGAUGGAGCUAAAGAGCGUCGGCGACAUUGAGCAAGAGCUAGAGAGCUGUAAAUGCAGCAUUCGGAAACUGGAGCUGGAGGUAAACAAGGAGCGGUUUCGCAUGAUUUACCUCCAGACGCUGCUGGCCAAAGAGAAGAAGAGUUAUGACAAGCAAAGAUGGGGUUUCAGAAAGUCCACGGUUCUAAUGGAACAAGACGAUGAGGUGCCUCAGGACUCUCUGUAUCAUCAUCCUCCCGCUAGGGAAGGGGAAGAAACUAUGUAUCUCCCCGGAGAGGACAAUUCAAAGAGCCAGACCGAAGGGGUAGAAGGGAUGAUGGACACCAGGGGUGAGAUAGAAAACUCACCAACCAGGCAGAGGGCAUCCUUAACGAGGAGGGCGAUAGCAACGCCAGAGAGGGACACGGGGCGAGGUUUCAGCCAAGAUUGUGAACAAAUUGAGAAAAAGGAUAAAGCUGGAGCUGGCUCGAGUGUGGCUGCAUUGAGGUCCAAUUUCGAGAAAAUUAAGAGAACCAAUUCACACUCUGGGGAUGGCAAAGGUGUGGACAAACCUCUCUAUGUCAAUGUAGAGUACCACCAUGAGAAAGGAUUGGUGAAAGUCAAUGACAAGGAGGUAUCUGACAAGAUCAGUACAAUUGGGAGUCAGGCCAUGCAGAUGGAGCGGAAGAGGUCAUUGCACUCUUUCCCUAGUACUGUGGGAUCAGUGGACUACCGCAAGCCCACAUACAGAGGUAGGUUAACAGACAGCAGCUCUGGGUAUGACCCGGAGUAUGAUGACAUAGAUCUGAAUCCUAGAUUCUUAAAGGAUAACCUCAUCCGUGCCACUGCCAAUGGAGGCAAACCUGACAAGGAACCUUGGCAGCAAGAAUUUCAGCCAUAUGAAAGUGUUUACGUUGGUGGAAUGAUACAAGAUAGUAAUAGUAAACCCAGUGGUGGCUUGAGAGACUGUGGAAGACUUCAGAGCACUACAGAUCAUGAGAAACAUCUAACCUGGCCUCGGAGGUCCUAUUCGCCUGGUGCUGAUGAUGUUGGUGGAGGAUAUACACCAGACUGCAGUUCAAAUGAAAAUUUAACUUCAAGCGAAGACGAUUUUUCUUCUGGCCAGUCGAGUCAUGUUUCUCCCAGCCCCACCACCUAUCAUACUUUUCGGGAAAAAAGCCGGUCUCCCUCUCAAAACUCACAACAAUCUUUUGAUAGUAGCAGUCCACCCACCCCACAGUCACAAAAGAGGCACAAACACCAAGUUACUGUACCGGAAGCAAUGGUAGUUGGUCUCCGGAAGUCAGGACAAAUUUGGGCAACUGAAGCUGAUCUUGCCCACAGGAGUACUGAAGAGGACAGUUUCCAUGGAGACCCAGAUACUCUCUACAGCAACACGCUACCAAUCUAUGCGUACGAUGCAGAUCGAGUCGAGGAACAAAGACGGAACCAGGAAAGCAUGCCCUACAUAGAUGAUUCACCUUCGUCAUCACCUCAGCUCAGCUCCAAAAGUCGGGGUAGCAGAGACACUAUAUCAUCUGGGUCCUUGGAAUCAACCAAGUCCAGUGAACCAGAUUUGGAGAAGGGCCUGGAGAUGCGAAAAUGGGUUCUAUCUGGAAUCCUAGCCAGUGAGGAAACAUACUUGAAUCAUCUAGAGGCACUUUUAUUGCCAAUGAAGCCUCUUAAAGCAGCUGCUACCACAUCUCAGCCAGUCCUCACAAGCCAACAAAUAGAAACCAUCUUUUUCAAAGUGCCUGAGCUUUAUGAGAUUCACAAAGACUUCUAUGAUGGCCUUUUCCCCAGAGUUCAGCAGUGGAGUCACCAUCAGUGUGUUGGAGACCUCUUUCAAAGACUGGCUAGCCAACUUGGGGUAUACAGAGCAUUUGUGGAUAACUAUGAAAUCGCUGUAGAGACAGCAGAGAAGUGUUGUCAAGCCAACACGCAGUUUUCAGAAAUUUCAGAGAAUUUAAAAGUCAGGAAUACAAAAGACUUGAAAGAUCAAAGCACUAAGAAUUCUCUGGAAGCUCUUCUGUAUAAACCUGUUGACCGUGUCACCCGAAGCACACUUGUUCUCCAUGAUUUAUUAAAACACACACCAGUUGGUCAUCCAGAUCAUCCUUUGCUACAGGAUGCCCUCCGUAUUUCACAGAACUUCUUGUCAAGCAUUAAUGAGGAAAUCACUCCCAGGAGACAGUCCAUGACUGUGAAGAAAGGCGAGCAUCGGCAAUUAAUAAAGGACAGCUUUCUGGUCGAACUUGUGGAAGGAGCUCGGAAGCUUCGACAUGUGUUCCUCUUCACUGAUCUUUUUCUUUGUGCAAAGAUGAAGAAACAAGUAGCAGGCAAGAACCAACAAUAUGACUGUAAGUGGUACAUUCCUCUAGCUGAUCUGAGUUUCCAAAAUUUGGAUGAGUCAGACAACACUCCGACCAUUCCAUUGGUACCAGAUGAAGAACUGGACACCAUGAAAAUAAAGAUCUCUCAGAUCAAGAAUGAAAUUCAGAGAGAAAAGAAAGCCAAUAAAGGCAGCAAAGUGAUUGAACGGCUAAAAAAGAAACUGUCCGAACAAGAAUCGCUGUUACUGUUAAUGUCUCCAAACAUGGCGUUCAGAGUGCACAACAGGCAUGGCAAAAGCUAUGUAUUCCUGAUAUCGUCAGAUUAUGAGAGGGCUGAAUGGAGAGAAAUCAUCCGUGAACAGCAAAAGAAAUGUUUUAAAAGUUUUUCACUCACUUCUGUUGAACUACAGAUGCUCACAAAUUCAUGUGUGAAGCUGCAAACAGUUCACAAUAUUCCAUUAACUAUCAAUAAAGAAGAUGAUGAAUCCCCUGGCCUUUAUGGGUUCCUGAAUGUAAUUGUCCACUCAGCUACUGGAUUCAAACAGAUAUCAAAUUUGUACUGUACAUUAGAAGUAGAUUCAUUUGGCUACUUUGUUAACAAAGCAAAGACAAGAGUCUACAGGGACACAAUGGAACCAAACUGGAAUGAGGAAUUUGAAAUAGAACUGGAAGGAUCUCAGACACUACGAAUUUUAUGCUAUGAAAAAUGCUACAACAAAACAAAACUCACCAAAGAAGAUGCUGAAAUUACUGAUAAAAUCAUGGGGAAAGGACAGAUUCAGCUGGAGCCACAAGUGUUGCAGGACAAGGACUGGCAGAGAACUGUCAUAGCAAUGAAUGGGAUUGAGGUGAAGUUAUCGAUGAAAUUUACCAGUCGGGAGUUCAGUUUGAAACGGAUGCCAUCUCGAAAACAAACUGGAGUCUUUGGUGUAAAGAUCGCAAUAGUCACCAAGCGGGAAAGAUCAAAGGUGCCUUACAUAGUGCGACAAUGUGUUGAAGAGAUUGAGAGACGUGGAAUGGAGGAGAUUGGAAUUUAUCGAGUUUCAGGAGUUGCAACAGACAUUCAGGCCCUUAAAGCUGCUUUUGAUGUCAAUAAUAAAGAUGUCUCUGUGAUGAUGAGCGAAAUGGAUGUUAAUGCCAUUGCGGGAACCUUGAAACUUUAUUUCCGUGAGUUGCCUGAACCACUCUUCACAGAUGAGUUAUACCCUAAUUUUGCUGAAGGAAUUGCACUGUCUGAUCCAGUUGCUAAGGAGAGCUGUAUGCUGAAUCUGCUGCUUUCACUGCCAGAACCUAAUCUUAUUACCUUCCUAUUUCUGCUGGAUCAUUUGAAAAGGGUGGCAGAAAAAGAGCAGAUCAACAAGAUGUCGUUGCAUAACCUGGCCACCGUCUUCGGACCCACACUACUAAGGCCAUCUGAAAAAGACAGUAAAAUACCGACAAACCCCACACAGGCAAUCUCGAUGGCAGAUAGCUGGUCGCUGGAAGUGAUGUCACAGGUGCAAGUUCUGCUCUAUUUCCUGCAGCUGGAGACCAUUCCAACACCAGACAGUAAACGCCAGAGCAUCCUUUUCUCAACAGAAGUGUAGUAGGCAGUCAUCCAAGUUUGAAACACAGCAGCAAGCAACCAUCAACAGUACAGUGUUGACCUUUAUCACUGUUUCAUUAAAUAUGGGACAUCAUAUUGUUAGUUACUGUCACUGGUUUAAUCAACAGUCACAAACCAAACUUCUUGUAUGUUUCAGAGAACUGAAUAGAAGCUCUCCUAUUCAUGUACACCAGAGGGCAGUGUAUAACAGGGAUAAUUUAACACCUCUUACAACUUGAUAUCUUAAUGAUAUAUUCACGUAUGAAGGGGAUGAAUAAUUCUGUAUUUUUCAUUCCUUUAACAGUUCCUCAGCAAAAAGAAAUACUGUUGGAGUUUGCUACUGUAAUAAGCAAUUAUAGAUUGGAAUGUAAAUGGGAAUUGAACGUAUACAAGAAACAAAGUAAUCCAUGACCAUGGAAAAACUUCUGAGAAAAAUGUUUUGUGUUAGUUGUACCAGUGCAUUAUUUCCUGACAUUAUAGAAAGCUUUGUUGAAAUAAUAGUAGGUUUCUGAUUCCUUCUUUUAACAGGAAUGUACUUGACAGCCAUUUAUGCAUCUCUGUGUGUUCCAUAGGUUUCCUAUCUGCAGACGGCUAUGUACAGGUUUAAAACCAUGAGCAAUACAUGACUGUGCCAAUGCUAUGCUUCUGUUUUUGAGAUGAAUGAGAUGAAUAAUUUUAUUGCCAUGUGUGUUUUAACAGUGAGAAGGACAUUAAAGUACAAUGAAAUUUUUUUCCACUGUCACCAUAGGACAUACUCAAUAGAAUGCAACUUCCAAGGGGCUCACUUUCCAAUAGUUUGAUUUUGCCACAUUUAUGCAUUCCAGCCUGUUUUAGCACUGGAACUUAACAUGCAGGCAUGUUAAGUUUAAAGUUUAUGUAAUAAAUUCCCUUAUAAUUGUUUUUCUAAUUACCCCAGAAGCUGGUUAUUUUGGGCUGGGAUUACAACAUUAUCUUUCUCAAAGUUGCUGUUGAAUGAAGGUUACCAAGAUGGAACUGCUGGUUUUGAUACUUAAUCAUAGAAUCCCUGCAGUGCAGUUAGAGGCCAUUUUUCCUAUAAAGUUUGCACCAACCUUCCAAAGAGCAUCCCACCCAAUCCCAACACCUUUACCAAAGUUAACCCACCUAGCCUGCACAUUCCCGAUGAUGUUUCCCUUGAUGUGCGUCUGAAUGUAGGAAUCUAAUUUCUUAUGCUGAAUGUUGUUUUAUUCAUUAGAAUUAGUGGGAUGAUAAAAGAAUUGCGGAGUCUAAAACAAAUUUUUCUAACCAAUUGGAAGAAUAAAGCUCAGCAUAGAAAUGUGUCAAAACAAAAAUCAGCAAGAUAAAUCUUAACCCUUGCACUUACAGGUACCUGAUUAUCAAAGUAUUUCAGAAACUCAAAUGUCAUCUUCAAUGAGUUUUUAGGUGUAAAAAUCUAUGUAAAAUCUACAUAAACUGGUAAUUGCACACCUUUCUUGUGCCAGUUAAAUUGUUGAGGUAUUGUAUUUAUCAGUGUGCACUAAUCCACGUUAUCUGCACCUUGACCUGACCCUGGAAAGGUCAGGUUCUGAACAAUGAUGUGCUGCUGCUGGAAGUGGGAUCAUAAAGAAGUUAAAAUCCCUUGUCCAGCUGAUAACCCAGAGUCUGAGUGCCAUUGAUGUACAGUUCCCCAAUGUCUGACCAUUGCUGAUGUACGGCCCCCAGGGCUGCUGUCGCUGGGCACGUCCCCCUGAGGCUGGCCGUCUCUGGGUUACAUUAUCACAGGCACCGCCAAAUGUUAGUAUGUAAGUCAAAAUAUUUAAUAUUGAUAGGGACACCACGUUAAGGAUCACAGCAGAGCCACAUUUUUCUAUAUUACUUUUAGUGGGAUUCAUUGCAUAUUUAAUAUCAGUAUAUUGGACCACCCCCAUGUAGGCCUAAAGCACUGUGUUUGAAUGUAGUAUCUAAGACUAGAUUAGUAAAAGUAGGUCUGUUUGGCUCAAUCUUUCAGCUGGAGAUCCAGUGUAUGCAAUUAGUACUAUAGUGAAUUACAUCUUUUUGAUUUGGAUUCAUGCUGACAGUCUGCUAGGUGCAAUCACGAAACAGUGGAUGCUACUUACUAAGAUUUGUUGACACUGAACUUUCCCAACAUUAACUAGUUGCUCUUUGCAGAUGUUUUAAGGAUUGGUGUUUCAGAUUUUUCAAAACAAGUUGUAGGAUAAAACUAGUGGUUCUUGCUAAGAGACUAAGGUAUGCAAAACUUAGUGAUUUUAUUUUACUUAAAUUUAAUUUAAGAAUCAAAUUUAAAAAGCAAUCUGAACACCUGUCUAUAUAGUAGUAUAGUGUACCUUCUUCAAAUGGCAUCGGCAUAUAAAUGUUUUACGUAUGUACCAAUACUCGAGGAAUGAUACCCAUCCCUUAUCUCUAUUGUAUGUUAUCUGACUAGGGAGAGGGAAGAUGUUUCCAUUCUCAAAAAUCAUUCCAGUCACCAAAACACACAAUGGAGAUGAGAAGGGUUCAUCAAAUUGCUGAUGAAUUGUGGAAAAUAAAUUGACUCUGCGUGAGAAAACAUUCCAGCAAUCAAUGCACCAAGUAAAUAGCAUUAACGAUGAUAGAAACACUGCAAGUGGUAGAGAUGGAACAUAGGCAAGUCAGCAUUUUGAGUAUAAAGACACUAAUGUUUUGAAUAUAAUUGUAUUCCCUCAUGUCUUGUGGUGAAAUGCCUUGCUGAACACCCCCAUAUUCUGAGGUCAGAAAUAUGUCAUUUGGACUAUUACAAAUUUAAAUAUGCUUCAAUUAAUCUGGUUGUGCCAAGACAAUACAAUUUCUCUGUGCAUGAUAUUUCAGCAUUUGUGUUUUAAAAGCAGAACAAAUAGAAUUUUAUGGCCAUUAAGUUUGUGAGGAUUCUGUGCCCUCUCAGGAGCCUGUGUUGCACGCAAGUCUGGAUAACAAUAAUAAAACAAAUCCUUUCUGUUGAUAAUAAGUAUAUUUUCUGUAAAGCAACUUGCAACACUCUCAACUCCUCAUCAAAAGGUAUCUUCACAGCAUGAAGCUUCCCAAGCAUAGUUCGGUAGAAAUUUUCUACUUCUUAUUAACCAGCAUCUAUGGGACCAACAUAAAAACACAUUCUAAGUGAUACAAACACAAUGCAGGGAGUAUACACAUUACUGCUAUACACUAUUUACAGCAUAAAUCACUUAAAUAAUAAAACUUACUAGUACUCUCAACUGACUACCCUGACACCAUGGAGAUCGCAAUAAUACAGUAAACUUCUGGUAGUUCAGGUACAUAAUUUUUGCUGGUUUAUUGAGGGUGCCGGUUAAAACAAAGUUUGCUGUAUUAGAUUCUCAGUUUAAAAAAUGGAGAGCAUGACCCUCUAUCAUUCACCUUAAUAUAUUUCAGCAAGAUGAGUGGAGAUAUUAAACAGUAUUCAAAUACAGUUACAAUGUACUAUUAUAGAUGCUGAAAGACUGGUAGAAAGUCAUUAAUUUAGUACAACAGAAAAAAGAAGUAUUUCUUUAACAGCUGAAACCUCAACUUUUCACAUCAACACAGAUGUCUUUGAAGUGACUGCAGGCUUAUUGGCAAACUUCAAUCUCCAAUGUCAGUGCUUUAAUAUGAAAAAUUACCUGGUUGUCCAUAUGUUAUUUUUCAACUUAUCAUGUAGUAUAUGAUCUACUGUGAAGUCAACUGAGUAAUAAACAGUGGGGAUUUUGUCAGGCACUGUACUGAACAAUUGCCAGUAACAAUUUAGAGGAAAUAAUUAGAUGAGAAAAAUUGUAUUAUAAUGCUGUAGUUAAAACAGUGAAACACAAUUCUCUUCACCAAAUGACUGUAAACUAUUGUAACCUGCUUUUGAUGUAUUGUUGUAAUUGUUAAGACACCUGCACAGUCUAGGGACAUGGGGUUAGUUAUUUAUUGAAAUAAUCAGGAUUAAAUUAUAUAAAUAGUACCUAUUCAAAUUUUGUGUAGAAGCCAUUUGUUCCUUGCAUUUUUGGAUUGUCAGUUGAAUUGACAGAACUAUAAGUUUGUUAAUGUGAUCCGCUCAAGCUGAUGCAACUGCAGUAGCACUGCUUACUAUGAUUAUUUACUCAUUGAUUCAUGUGCUUUAUUUUCUUAUUUUACAAAACUGUUCUGUGUGAGAAGUUCCAUCCAGACAGGAAAGAGGAAGCAGUGUUUAGUUUCUGGAUUGAGUCACUUGAUUUAGGUCGCUGUCACUUUCUAAGGUUAGUUAGAUAUGAAAGGAUUUUGAAUUUGAAGAUAAUUGAAGAAUUCCUAAGGCAUUUGUAACCCUUGUUUGUACACAAAAAAGUUAAAUAAAAUUCCUGUAUCUAUAUA